Molecule: messenger RNA, 1856 nt
Organism: Engraulis encrasicolus (European anchovy)
Lineage: Eukaryota; Metazoa; Chordata; Actinopteri; Clupeiformes; Engraulidae
Gene: snapc3
Product: small nuclear RNA activating complex, polypeptide 3
Exons: 1
Coding region: 181-1326 (381 amino acids)
Biological process (GO): snRNA transcription by RNA polymerase II; snRNA transcription by RNA polymerase III
Cellular component (GO): snRNA-activating protein complex
Molecular function (GO): bent DNA binding; RNA polymerase III type 3 promoter sequence-specific DNA binding; RNA polymerase II cis-regulatory region sequence-specific DNA binding
Source: RefSeq, a predicted model, not a curated record
UCAUAUUUGUUUCCAAAUACUUCUCGAAGUUCGAAUAUAUUUGCCGACCGACGGUCGUGGACCACUUCCCCACCUAGCCUCCAGCUAGUUAUCCUAUUUUUCAACCACAGAACGACGGAAGUCCUGUCAGAGAUCACGUCCAGUUGCGUGCUUCCGUCACACUACAGCUGUUUGAGAAACAUGGCGGAGGGCACAACAACCGACGAUGAAAAUAUCCCAAGAUAUGAGCCGAAUAACUUAAAUUCGCAAGUAAUACAUAUCGAGUCGUUCAGGAAAUUGUGGCUAGAGGCACUUCCUCCUGAUUUGUACUCCUAUGACACAAACCCCGAAGAGGUCGAGGAUGCUAAACUUGCUGAGCUUCUGGAAUUACCUGUGGAGACAUUGAAUGAACUGAAACACGUGUGCAGUGUCGAUUCUCUGAAAAGCCACCCAGACGACUCGACAGUUGACCAGAAUCUCGUGCCUCCAGAUCCUAAACUUGCAUGCCUGCGGCUUCGGAAAAGGAGGCAAGAUUACAGAGAAACUCUAUCCAGAGACACACUCGGAAGACAUGAACUCUACUUCAACGAAAUGGAGUCAUCACACAAGGGCAUGCUGCCAGAAGACCCUGACACUGUGAUUCCAGAAGGAGAACUCAUCUUGAGUUUUAACGUCAUCUACCCUGUUAUAUUUGAAAGGUUUAAGCAUGUGAGGGCUCAUCAGACACUGCAAGUGUUUGGAAGCCAGAAGCUGACAGAACUAAGGGAUGCCCUUUGCUGUGUUACUGACCUGCAAGUGUUUGGGGAGUUCAGCAACAUCCCUGAUGCCACCCCUCAACACAUCAGUAAGGAUCACUUCAAAUCAGCCUUCUUCUUCUUUGAGGGAGUGUUUUACAAUGACAUGAGGUAUCCAGAAUGUCAGGAUCUCAGUGAGACCAUUCGUGACUGGGCCAAGACCCACGGCUUCCCAGAGUACACAACCGAGAAGAUGGAAGACACGACGUUCAACCAACUGAGAAUGAGAAUCGGCUACCCGUACUACUACUGCCACCAAGGAGACUGCGAGCAUUUGAUGAUCCUCACGGACAUGAGGUUGAUCCAUCCAGAUGACUGCAGAGACAGGAGCCGGUACCCUCUCCUCACGCACAAGCACAGAGUCCUGACGAGAAAGUGCUGCGUGUGUCACCUGUACAUCAGCCGCUGGAUCACCACCAAGGACCGCCUUGCACCCAUGGACCCCUGCCUGUUCUGUGAUAAAUGCUUUCGCAUGUUCCAUUAUGAUACCAAGGGAAAUAAGCUGUAUGACUUUGAGGCCUAUGUGUAUGUUGACCCAGGUGUUUUCAACUGAGGCCUUGCUUUUUGUUGAGAUAUCUCAAUGUCAGAUGACAACUUGACAUUUUUUACAUUAAGUCAGAUGAUUAGGCUACUUGCAGAGCUGCUAAGAGUUAUGUAGGCCCUAUUGUUUCAAACGUUUUCUUUGUGAAUAUCCUAUUUCAUGAAUGGGUAGGCCUAUGUGUUGUUAAGAGAGAUAGGCCUACUUUACACACUUCAGUUCAGUUCACUUAGUGUUACCUCUUUCUCCAUGCUCUCUUACAACCAAAAAUCUCCACUGCACCUAUGGAGCCACAUGCCAGGGAUAUAGGGCCUGUUAUGAACCCAUGACAUAUUCCAUUAUGAUACCAAGAGAAGUAAGCUAGUUUAUACAACGUUGAGUCUAAUGUUGACCCCAGUGUUCAACCGAGGCUUAUCUUUUUUGUUGAGAUUUCUUGUCAGACAAAUGAAUAUUUGUUCUACAUUAGUAUUAUUUUGUAUUUUGAGUACAUGUGUACUCGCAGAGCUACCAAUAUUAUCAAUUAAAAUGUUUUUUUUAACACCUUA